Molecule: messenger RNA, 717 nt
Organism: Oryza brachyantha (malo sina)
Lineage: Eukaryota; Viridiplantae; Streptophyta; Magnoliopsida; Poales; Poaceae
Exons: 1
Coding region: 185-523 (112 amino acids)
Biological process (GO): negative regulation of cell population proliferation
Source: RefSeq, a predicted model, not a curated record
UCUUUCUCUCCAUCCUCUCCUCCCUAGCUGCCCUCUUCUUCUUCUUCCUCCUCCUCCUAGUCCGCCGCAGGCAGGAUCGAGUUGCUCUCUUCUGCUAGCUUGCUCACUCGAUCUAUAAAUACUCAAUUAGAUAGAGAGAGAGAGAGGUAGGUAGAGGUAGAGAUCAGCUGAGGAACCCAGGUCCAUGGACGACGACAGGUGGAAGCUGUCGACGAGCAAGGGGAGGAGCAAAUCGGGCAGGUCCAGCAGCAGCUUCUACUCCGACUUGAGCAGCAGCGCCGCCGCCUCCACGCUCAGCCGGAGCUACUCCGCCAGCGUCACCGGCAGCAGGCAAGCACACGCUAGCACCAGCAGCAGCUCUGCCUGGUCCGCUUCCGGUGGCGCCAGCAGCUCCAGCUCGCAGCAGCAGAGCAGCAAUUCGAGGCUGUCGAAGAAGUGCGUGGAGGCGGUGAAGGAGCACCGCGCGCGCUUCUACAUCGUCCGCCGCUGCGUCUCCAUGCUCGUCUGCUGGCGCGACUACUAAUUCAAUUCACGCCUCCCUAGUCCCUCCUACCUACCUAGCUCACUUUUCAUUCAUUUAUUUGUUUUUUUUUUCUAUUGUUGCUAGCUCCAGCCUCCAUGCAUCUCUCUGUUUCUCUGCGUCUCCAUCUCUUCUUUACUUGAUUCUUUCUUGCUAUGUCCAUAUAAGUAUAUAUAAAUGUAUAACUUGCAUGCAUC